UCUCUUCGGCUUUCUAUCUACUCCGCCAAUCUCCUCCCCAGCCUCUGGAAGCAGCGCAGCAUCGGAAACAGGUAAUGGCUCCUAAACAGCCCAACACGGGCCUUUUUGUUGGAUUGAAUAAAGGUCAUGUUGUGACCAAGAAGGAACUGGCUCCAAAACCCUCUGAUCGCAAAGGAAAAACAAGUAAGAGGGUCCAUUUCGUUAGAAACUUAAUCCGUGAAGUUGCCGGUUUUGCACCUUACGAGAAGAGAAUUACUGAGCUUCUGAAGGUUGGGAAGGACAAGCGUGCACUGAAAGUGGCUAAGAGAAAGCUUGGUACCCACAAGAGGGCAAAGAAGAAGCGUGAGGAGAUGGCCAACGUUCUCCGCAAGAUGAGAGCUGGUGGAGGUGGAGAGAAGAAGAAAUGAGAGAUCUUUCUUAUUACUUCUUAGUCCAACUCUAUAGAGAAGUCAAUUUAGUUUGUGCAACAUUUUGAUCGGAGACUAGUUUAUUUUAAAGAUUUUGUUGUUUUUAAAUGUUGAAUUGAUGAAUCAUUGAAUGCAUGUAUUGCAUGUAUUGCUCUUUCGUCUCAAUAUUAAGGUUUUUGACGGUGUGCAAGCAUUUUUGGUUGGACAUAUUUAUUUUCCAAUUAGAAUAGUGCUGUUUCUACUAUCUAUUUUGUUUUCCGAAA
Morus notabilis is the source of this 670-nucleotide messenger RNA. RefSeq names its product 60S ribosomal protein L36-2. The coding region runs from base 75 to 407 and encodes 110 amino acids. Gene Ontology annotation, cellular component: cytosolic large ribosomal subunit; ribosome. The record is from RefSeq and is a predicted model, not a curated record. Gene Ontology annotation, molecular function: structural constituent of ribosome. The transcript is spliced from 4 exons. Lineage: Eukaryota; Viridiplantae; Streptophyta; Magnoliopsida; Rosales; Moraceae. Gene Ontology annotation, biological process: cytoplasmic translation.